This is a messenger RNA of Tauraco erythrolophus (red-crested turaco), 222 nucleotides long. The record is from RefSeq and is a predicted model, not a curated record. NCBI's taxonomy places the organism in Eukaryota, Metazoa, Chordata, Aves, Musophagiformes, Musophagidae.
AAAUGGCAGCUUCUCUGUGGAAGCACUUACUUAAGACUACAAAGAAGAAGAUACUGCAACAGAGAAGGGCGUCACUUUAUGUCGGUGCUCAUGGUUAUGAGGAAGAACUGAUAAAGAAGAAACUUCAGCAGUUUACUGGUGGAUCCAUCAACCUCUCCAAAGAAGACAAUGGCAUUGGAAUACUUACUUUGAACAACCAAAAACUGAUGAAUGCCUUUACAG